Hemisphaericaspora subhashii is the source of this 1338-nucleotide messenger RNA. It is a transcript of the gene LYS9, whose product is annotated as saccharopine dehydrogenase (NADP+, L-glutamate-forming). The coding region runs from base 1 to 1338 and encodes 445 amino acids. Lineage: Eukaryota; Fungi; Ascomycota; Pichiomycetes; Serinales; Debaryomycetaceae. The record is from RefSeq and is a predicted model, not a curated record. The transcript has a single exon. Gene Ontology annotation, cellular component: cytoplasm. Gene Ontology annotation, molecular function: saccharopine dehydrogenase activity.
AUGGUCCAAAGAGUUCUUUUAUUAGGUUCUGGUUUUGUUGCCAAACCAACCGUUGAUAUCUUAUCCCAAACCCCAGGUGUAGAAGUCACUGUUGCUUGUAGAACUUUGGCUAAAGCCAAGGAAUUAGCUGGCGAAACUGCCAAAGCCAUUUCCCUUGAUGUGACUGAUGAAGAAGCAUUGAAUGCACAAGUCGCUCAAUUCGACUUGAUAAUUUCUUUGAUUCCAUACACUUUCCAUGCUAAUGUUGUUAAAUCAGCCAUCAAGAACAAGAAACACGUUGUCACCACUUCAUACAUUAAUCCUCAAUUAAAGGCUUUGGAAUCCGAGAUUGAAAACGCUGGUAUUACUGUUAUGAACGAAAUUGGGUUAGAUCCAGGUAUUGACCAUUUGUAUGCCGUUAAGACCAUCGAAGAAGUUCAUGAACAAAAGGGUAAGAUUGUUUCUUUCUUGUCCUAUUGUGGUGGUUUACCAGCUCCAGAAAAUUCUGAUAACCCAUUAGGUUAUAAGUUUUCCUGGUCUUCUAGAGGUGUCUUGUUAGCAUUAAGAAACUCUGCUAAAUACUGGAAAGAUGGUAAAAUUGUUGAAGUUAGCAGUGAGGAUUUGAUGGCUGCCGCCAAGCCAUACUUUAUCUACCCAGGUUAUGCUUUAGUUUGUUAUCCAAACAGAGAUUCCACCACUUACAAGGAAUUGUACAACAUCCCUGAAGCUGAAACUGUUAUCAGAGGUACAUUGAGAUUCCAAGGUUUCCCAGAAUUCAUCAAAGUUUUAGUUGACAUUGGCUUCUUAUCUGACGAAGGUAUGGGUAUCUUUAACAAACAAGUCGCAUGGAAGGAAGCCACCGCAGCAUUAGUUGAUGCAGUCUCCUCGAGCGAAGAAGAUAUUAUUAGCAAAAUCAAUUCUUUAACCAAAUUCCAAUCCCCAGAAGAUCAAGAGCGUAUCCUUGCCGGUAUGAAAUGGUUAGGUUUAUUCUCUGAUAAAACAAUCACCCCAAGAGGAAACCCAUUGGAUACCCUUUGUGCUACUUUAGAAGAAUUAAUGCAAUAUGAAGAAGGUGAACGUGAUUUAGUCAUUUUACAACAUAAAUUUGGUAUCGAAUGGGCUGAUGGUUCCAAAGAAGUCAGAACCUCUACUUUAGUUGAUUAUGGUGAUCCAAAGGGUUACUCGUCUAUGGCUAAAUUAGUUGGUGUACCAUGUGCCGUUGCUGCCCAACAAAUUUUGGAUGGUACUUUAUCCAAGAGAGGUUUAUUGGCUCCAAUGAGUUCCGAUAUUAAUGAUCCAAUUAUGAAGACCUUAAGAGAUAAAUAUGGUAUUUAUUUAGUUGAAAAGACUGUAUCUUAG